AGCGCUGACUACAUGCUUUUUUUAUUCACGUGUAUGGAGUGAAUUUAGUGCCAACAUUAUUUACACGUGUUUCACAACUCACACGUGUUUUGUGCACUGCAAAACACAAUUCACACGUUUUACGCAUUGUAAAACUGCAAAUCCAGUUUUACAAAUCUCAAACUAAAUAUCAAAAUACAAAUCUCAAGCUGUGGACACACGAAAUGUGUUUUACGCAUCACAAAACUACAAAUCCUGUUUUACAAAUCUCAAACGACAAAUUGCAAAAUACAACUCUCAAGCUGUGGACACAAAAAUACAAAUCAUUUUGGCACUAUUUUUCCAUGUAGUAAUGGAACAAAAUCCACACGUGUAUGCACCAAUCAGAGCUAUGGUACCUACAGCCAAUCAGAGGAAGAGGAGCUCACAACCAAUCAGUGAGCAGCAAGGAAUAGCUUUUUGCAGCCCAUACUUGGAGAGGACGGGAGCUGAUGAAGCAUGGCGGUUGCUUAGAAUGUGUUCCAAGACAACCAAGGAACCUCUGAAGAUCCUGAACCUCUCUGGGGAAAAGGUGAAAACUCUGGAGAUGCAAUGUACCAUUAAAAUCCUGGAUGAAUGCAUUUGGAAGAUGGAGACAGCAGUCCUCCUCCCAACCAUUCUGUUGAACGUGGAGAGGAAUUCAGCAGUGCUUUGGGGUGGGCUUAUGAGAGUACUACAGGGGCACCAGCUCUUAGAAGAAAGGUUUGCCACUCAGGAGUUAAGGUGGCAGAAAUUGCAGGGUGAGGAGGGGAAAAUCCAUCUGGCAGGGCUAGAACAGGCACUCUGUGGAUCCUUUCAAAAUGUCCUCCGCUAUCUGCGAGCCCACCCCUCUGGUUUCCAGGGGCUAAGCAGAGAGGCCACAGAUAAAGGAUCCCAGAAGUUAGUCGAGGGUCUAAAAGAGUUGCAGGGACUCCUCUGGGUUAGGCAGCUGGUUGGAGGAGGUCCCCCAGCAGAGGAGCAAGUUGAACGAGACAGUAAUCAGUACAUUGAUGAACUCUCUCUCAGGCAUCGUAAUAACAUGGAGGUCGUCUCUACACUGGAAGAAGAUGUGGUAGCUGCUACUAAAGACAAGGAUGCCGAGACUUUUAAGAAGAAUGAGGUCAUCCGUAAACUGAAGAGCUCCAUGCUCCAGAGGGAGAAGAUGUCAGAGGACUUUACGUUUAGAAUGCUGCAGGAUGUGGAGAACCAAAACCUGUCAUACAGGAAGACCUCAGAGGGCCGCCGGGCAAAUAUGCAGCAGGAUAUCAACCAGCUGUGUACACAACUCAAGAACUUGAUCACUAAGAACCGUGAGGUUGAGAUGACCCUCAGAAAGAAACGAAACAAGGUGGAGUCAGAAAUUGAGAACUGGAUCCAGAAGUAUGAUGCUGACAUGGGUGAAAAACAGUGUCUUUCACAGGAUCACAGAACUGGACCUGACCCGGCUGAGGACAAAGAAGAAACAUGCCUGGUUGAACCUGGAGACAAGGUCCUGGUGAAAAACAUAAUCGGAUGACAUUUUAUCCAAAUUUGGUCUGGACCACACAUGCUCACGAUUCCAUCAGCUGCUUCCAGUGUCUGGAACUCCAGUGUGGUUCCGCAUUAAAUAUUUAGGAAUAUACAAGGGUGAGACCCAACAUGGGGCACAAUAAUCCCCGUCUACCCUUAUAGCCCCUGGGGGCUAUCUCUCUCUAUGUGUCUCCAUUCAGACACAUAUUUCCAGGACAAGAUGUGCACCAACGCGGCAGGCGGAAGUUGAAUCUGGAUGAUGGCCUCACAAAGGACAUUUUUAAUGUUGUACAUUUUUGGUGUUUUGUUGUAAUGUUGUAUAUAGUCUGAAUGUGAAAGGUAGCCACUGGGUCCAUAGCGAAUGGCACAAUAUUGGUGACAAAAGGAAGACUACUUUCUAACCAAACUACUCAAAGCCUAACAUUUGCACUACUGCACUAAUCCAACUGACACCUCUACCACUAUCUCUAUUCUAAUCACUCCUGAUGUCACCAGUAAACACCUCUGCUCCAGCACUUGAUAGCUGGGUGUUAAACCCUAAUAACAAAUGCAGCUAAAAGGCAACAAAUGAGACCCAAUGGCUAGAAGGUAGUAUUUGUGUGUAUUGUCACAUUGUAAGUAGAGGUGCCUGUACCUGGUAAUAGGCCUUGUACACGACGCUUGUAGAAUUCUUUCUUUUGUUUUCUUACAUUAUUCAGCCGGCCUUACUCUUAUCAGCGGGUUCUCAUAUAUCAUGCAUACUACACUUUUAGAAUAUUGGUCAACCUCCUUUACUGUCCGCCCAGUGCCGGCCAGCAGCAGAUGAGUUUCCCCUUGUGAGCCGGGUUCUGCUCAAGGUUUCUUCAUAUUAAAAUCUGGAAGUUUUUCCUUGCCACGGUUGCCAUAGGCAUGCCACAAGGGGAUUUUAGGCCUCGGUUCUAUAUGUAAGAGGUGUAACUGACUAAUUGACAAUACUGUUAUGAUUUCCUGUAAGCCAACCAAGUUGACCUUGCCAUAUGCUUUAUGUUGGGUCAAAAGAGAGGGACUGUUGGGAAACAGACAGUUUUGUGUAUUCUAAGUCCCAGUUUGUGUAUUCUAAGUCCCGGAGGAAGGGCCACCCCCAUGACCAUAUAUGGGCCUCCAUUCCUGUCGGUUUCGAGGUUUCCCCUCCUGGGAAUUUCCACUGGGCCCCCCAUGACUAUUAUGGAUUUGAAUGGUCCAAUCAGAAGGAAGCACGGCCCCUUAUCACCAAUCAGACGCAGUACUCCCUUUCAACAAUAGAAUUCCACUAUAUGCAAAUAUCAAUCUACUGAGAACUGUAUAAAACUAAUUACCCACCAAUACCUUUUUGAACUUUCUCUCUGAGUUGUUCCCGUAGCCGGCUGCGUAAUAAAUGUUCCUGUUUUCACUACAAA
Anguilla anguilla (European eel) is the source of this 2900-nucleotide messenger RNA. It is a transcript of the gene drc10, whose product is annotated as IQ motif containing D. NCBI's taxonomy places the organism in Eukaryota, Metazoa, Chordata, Actinopteri, Anguilliformes, Anguillidae. The coding region runs from base 332 to 1513 and encodes 393 amino acids. The record is from RefSeq and is a predicted model, not a curated record. The transcript has 5 exons. Gene Ontology annotation, molecular function: protein binding.